UUGUAAUGAACAGAAAUCUCCAUUUUGACAUAUUGGAGCCGCAGAUAAAUGUACUCUAGCAAACAUAUUUUAAAUUGAUUUCAUGCAGACUAGAAAUGACCUUUUUUUUUUAAUAAAUAUAUAGAUACUGCUUCGUACUCACCGCGCCUGCGCACUGACCCAAUCUUGCGCUGCUGUUUUUUUGCCUUUGGGUCGAUCGGAUUUGCUUGGGAAACUUGGGUUUGCUUGGGAAAAGCAACUCCCGGAGCUGCCAUGAAUGUGCCGACAGACAGAGCACCGCAUCGCACAAAAAGCAACAUCUGCUAAAUGAAAUAAGGUGCAUUCAUCAUUUGUAUUCGUUGUGCAUGCGAGGCGAGACAAUUGAUCCUGCGGUGGCUGAUGUUCUCCAGUUUUGAGAUGAUCUAUUUUUGUGAUGGCGAAGGCACUGUUUCCACGGGCCUGGGUGAAGAGGUCAUUCUAUUUCCAGGCUCGUAUUUCCUUCGUAAGGGUGAAAUACUUGUUCCUCACCUGGCUGACGGUGCUGGUGGGAAGCUGGGUACUAUACGUGCAAUACUCGGCCUACACGGAGCUGUGCAGAGGACACCAGUGCAAAAACGCCAUUUGUGACAAAUACAAGCGAGGAAUCAUUGAUGGCUCGGCCUGUAGCAGCCUGUGUGACAAAGACACAUUCUACAUGAGCAGAUGUCUGUCAACGCUCCCGAACAACCAGGUGUACACCGGAAGUUGGGGAGAUCACGAAGGGAUCAUUCGCUGUCAUUUGGGGAAAGUGGCGCACUAUGAGAUUGGCGAGGAGCCGGAGCCACACCGUGAGGUGCCUAUCUUCGAUACUCCUACCAAAGGCACGUCGGUGGAGAAGUUCCGAGAAAUGGUUUUUAAUCACAUCAAGUCCAAGCUCGGAGAUCAGCCCAACCUCAGCGCCCUGGUGAACGUGAUCUUGUCCGUGGCGGACGGCAACAAAGACGGAAAAGUGUCCCUGCCGGAAGCUCGCUCCACGUGGGCCCUCCUGCAGAUUGAUGAGGUGCUUCUGGGCCUGCUGCUUCAGGAACGCGGGCACACGCCGCGCCUCCUCGGCUACUGCGGCGACCUCUACAUGACCGAAAGGGUUCCUCACAAGCCCCUGUACGGCUUCUCGGUCCCCUGGCCGCUGGUCUCCUGGGUCCCCGGUGGCUUACAGCGCACCAUGGACCAGUGGUUUACCCCCUCGUGGCCUCGCAAAGCCAAGAUCUCCAUGGGUCUCCUGGAGCUGGUGGAGGACGUCUUCCACGGCACGUACGGCAGCUUCCUCAUCUGCGACCUGGCGGCGGUCCGCUUCGGCUACACCGACGGUCACGAGCUGCGUCUCACCGAUGCCCGGGCGGUGGUGCCGGAAAGCCAGUUCCGGCGGGGGAUGCGGGCGCGGCGCUGCGUGACAGACGCCGACUGCGUGUACGGCGCAGACUGCCGGACGUCGUGCGACGGCGUCGAGAAACGCUGCAGGGAGGAGCCCGUCCGGCCCAAUUUGGCCAAAGCGUGCAGUACGCUGAAGGACUACCUGCUGCACGGGGCGCCAUCCACCCUGCGGGAGGAGCUGGAGAGGCAGCUGUACGCUUGCAUGGCCCUCAAGGGCGACGCUGGCCAGUUGAACAUGGAGCACUCGCUGCUUCUCAACAACUUGAAGGCUCUGCUGUGGAGACAGAUCUCGCACACCAAGGACUCAUGACCGCGUCUCAUCUGACCAUGCUGUGAUACUAGAGCAUUACACUACUCAUCCAAAAAUGUCAAUUGAGUUCUCACCUUUUGCACGGACUUGUCCAACUGUUCAAUAACAAAAGAGCUGAACGGAAGGAAUCACAACAGAUUAACCACACGCACGCACACACACACACAAUUGGGAAAACUGAAAACACUCUAAUUCACGUGUCUUAAUUUUUUUAAUUAAUUUGGGUUUGUGUAGUAUCAACUAAAUGUAAGGUCCCCAUUUAAUGUGAUGACUUUUGCAUGCUUAUUUUUGUCAACGUACUCAUGAAUAUGUUGAAACUUAGCGGGUUAGGUACUCAUGGAAAAAUGUCUUGUGGAUGUUCCAUUCUAAUUCUUUUUUGGAAGUGUCAAAACUAACAGUGAUUCAUGAUGGUUUUGUUCCACAUUUUGAAGCCAAAUGCUUCUUCACUGUCACAUUUUUAUUGGAUUUGGUACUCAGUGGGACAUUUUGGACUUUGCUAAGCAACUGGGCGGUCAAUCUACAAUAUAGAAGCACAAUUGUUGCCUUGUGACACUUUUUGGGCCUUGAGUAUUUGGACUACGCAUUAACUCACAGAUCACAGAGCUUUAUAAUCAUUUGUGAAUGUUAGCUGCUCUUUUUUUCUCGAGAAAAAGAACGAGCUCGUUAUCAUACUGCAUCCGUUUUGGGUUUCACCCAUCACUGUGCCAUAAAACGUGAAGUAGUUGUCCGAAUGUGCUGAGUGAAGAUCUGUGGCUGCACUUGAAGGCAAAGAAUGCACGAGGUCCUUUGAAGUAACUUUUGAAAAUUCAUCUGUGGAAAAAGCUGAAGGAGUGUUCAAUGCUGCUGUGUGGAGUAAGAUGUUCAAACUGAAAAAUACAUUGCAUGAUUUUGCACAACUGCAAAUACAGUACACACUAUUUUGCUGUCUUUAA
Molecule: messenger RNA, 2631 nt
Organism: Syngnathus acus (greater pipefish)
Lineage: Eukaryota; Metazoa; Chordata; Actinopteri; Syngnathiformes; Syngnathidae
Gene: dipk1aa
Product: divergent protein kinase domain 1Aa
Exons: 6
Coding region: 413-1699 (428 amino acids)
Source: RefSeq, a predicted model, not a curated record